Messenger RNA from Gasterosteus aculeatus aculeatus (three-spined stickleback), 2548 nucleotides. Its product is annotated as carnitine O-acetyltransferase. Gene Ontology annotation, molecular function: carnitine O-acetyltransferase activity. Lineage: Eukaryota; Metazoa; Chordata; Actinopteri; Perciformes; Gasterosteidae. Gene Ontology annotation, cellular component: peroxisome. The record is from RefSeq and is a predicted model, not a curated record. Gene Ontology annotation, biological process: carnitine metabolic process, CoA-linked.
GGGGCGGGUCUCUGAGAGACACACACAUACACGGGCUUGUCCUUGAGACAUGACUGCCCGAGGGUCUCCCAGCUAUAUUCCCGGGACAGCCAAAGACUUUAACGCGUCCGGUUGAGCAGAUGUUCGGUGUUUUUGUAAAGGCCGCGCUGCGGCCCGGCAUGGUGAAGCCAAGUCGCCUGGUCAGACCCGUGACACAGAUCCCCGAGAGGUCCCUGGUGCACCAGGAGGGAUUACCAAAACUGCCGGUGCCACCCUUGAAGCAGACAUGUGAGCGAUACCUGGCUGCUCUGGAGCCUAUCGUCAGCGAGGAGGAGCUGGAAUACACCCGGAAGCUGGUGAAGGAGUUCCUCACAGGUGGUGUCGGGGAAAGGCUGCAGAAAGGCCUGGAGCGGCGGGCGCGCAAGACAGACAACUGGUUGUCAGAAUGGUGGAUGCAGACGGCCUAUCUAGACUGCCGCAUGCCGGUGGCGGUCUACACCAGCCCUGGGGUAGUCCUGCCUCGCAUGCACUUCCAUGAUCGUCAAGGACAGAUGAGGUUUGCUGCCAAGCUGAUUGCAGGAGUUUUGGAGUUUAAAAAAAUGAUUGACACUGAUACCCUGCCUAUAGAGUACCUGAGUGGGAAGCCGCUGUGUAUGGACCAGUAUUACCAGAUCCUGUCGUCCUGUCGUGUCCCUGGUCCAAAGAGAGACACUGUGGUUAAUCACACCAUGGGGACAACACCCGUCACUCAUAUCACUGUGGUCCACAACUUCCAGUUCUUUGUCUUGGAUGUGUACCACAGCGAUGGCACCCCGCUGACCGUAGACCAGAUUUACAUGCAGUUGGAGAAGAUCUGGAAUUCCUCCUUGCAGACCAACAAGGAGCCUAUUGGCAUCCUCACAUCCCAGCACCGCAACACCUGGGGAAAAGCCUACAAUAAUUUGAUAAAGGACAAGACGAAUAAGGAGUCAGUCCGCGCCAUCCAGAAAAGCAUCUUCACAGUUUGUCUGGACGCCCCGAUGCCGCGCACGUCAGACGAGCUGUAUUGGAGCCGCGUGGCGGCACAGAUGCUGCAUGGAGGAGGAGCUCGCUGGAACAGCGGCAACCGCUGGUUCGACAAGACGUUGCAGUUCAUUGUUGGUGAAGACGGCACGAGUGGACUAGUGUAUGAACAUGCGCCUGCUGAGGGUCCACCCAUUGUGUUUCUCAUCGAUUUUGUGGUUGGGUGCAUGUCGAGAACUGAAAUAGUUCGCACUCCUAUGGUCCCCCUGCCCAUGCCUAUGAAACUGCGUUUUAACAUCACACCUGAGGUCAAGAGAGACAUUGAGAGAGCCAAACAAAAUAUGAACAUAAUGGUUCAUGACUUAGAUGUGAAGGUGCUUAUGUUUUCUGAUUUCGGAAGAAAAUUGCCACAACAACAUAACCUUAGUCCAGACGGCUUUGUGCAAAUGGCUCUUCAACUGGCCUACUUCAGGAUGUAUAAUAUUUGCUGCUCUACCUACGAGAGCGCAUCGUUACGAAUGUUUAAAUACGGGCGAACAGAUUCAAUCCGUGCAACUACUACCGGCUCGUUUAAAUUUGUCCAGGCAAUGCAAGACCCAGCUAAACAGAACACAGAGAGGCUGGCGCUCCUGCAGGCGGCUGUUCAGACACACAAGGAGAACACGUACAAUGCAAUUCAUGGACAAGCGAUAGACAGACACCUCCUCGGACUGAAGAUGCUGAGCAUUGUCGAGCUGACCUCCAUGCCCGAGAUAUUCAUGGACACCUCCUUUGCUGUGGCUCAGCAUUAUAAUCUGUCCACCAGCCAGGUCGGCUCCAAGACAGACUGUGUGAUGUCCUUCGGUCCGAUGGUGCCAGAUGGCUACGGAGUGUGUUACAAUCCCAUGGAUGAGCACAUCAACAUAGCCAUCACGGCCUUCAACAGCUGCGAGGAGACGAACGCGGCCAAGUUCUCCCGGGCUGUGGAGGACGCUCUGUUGGACAUGAGAGCUCUCCUGGAAGACACAGCCAUGGUGAAGCAGUGACGCCACACCGGAGCUCGGCAUAGUGCUUUUGGUCCUGGUGGGCUGCGCGGGAGCUGCAGGGGAACCGGUCGCGGACACACCGAGUGUGCUGGAGCCGAGGGGGGGGGGGAUUUGUUAUCAAAGGGUUGGGGGAAGUGCAAUAUGUGACCGUUUUUGGGAUGAGAUUCAAUUGUUUUUUGGAAAUUCUAUAUUUUGAUACGUUGUGUGUUUUAUCAAAUUUUAAAAUUACAUAAUUUCUUUAUUAUACUGUUAUAAUAUAUUAAUACUCUAGAUGCCCCUGAUGCAGUAUUCAAAAUAAUACUGCCCUUGCUUGACUUAAAUAUUUUGAGAGAUUUGGUUUGUUGGGUUAUUUAUUAUUUAUUUUGGUUCAAAUAAUCACCCCAUAACCAAAGAAGAGAAUGUCUGUCCAUUAACAAAGUAUAUGUCAAUGUUUGUUAAAGAAAUGUGAGUAUUGUAGACUAAAGACACGUUGAAUGUAAAUUUCCAAACUCAAUGUAAAAUAUUGAGUAUCAAAUAAGAAUAAAGGAAUAUUUGGCUCUGAA